Molecule: messenger RNA, 1567 nt
Organism: Polistes dominula (European paper wasp)
Lineage: Eukaryota; Metazoa; Arthropoda; Insecta; Hymenoptera; Vespidae
Product: leucine-rich melanocyte differentiation-associated protein
Molecular function (GO): protein binding
Source: RefSeq, a predicted model, not a curated record
UAAUGUCAAAUAAGUAUAAUACAUGAGUGAAUAUAAUUAAAUAAUUAUUUAAAUAUUUGUAUAAUAAUUUAUACGGUUGAAGUACUAUCGUUGGUAAUAUGAGCGAUAAUAUGAUCACACCUGUGAAAUUUAACCGCUUUAAUAUCAUUUUAUACAGAGAGUACGUAAAUUAAAGGUUAUCCGGUGAAAUACAUCCAUGUAAACACGUUUGGAAAGAUAAUGCAGUUGCAGCUGAAAUAGGGGUGAACAGUAUUAAUAGGUUGGAUCUAUGGGAUGAGUUAAUAUUGUUAGCAAUAAGGAUUGGUGGUCGAGGUGGAAAAGGUUAACAUAAUCAAAGGAAUAACCAUGACUUCCCUUGGGAAAUUAAUCUUUAUAGAUAUACACUCUAGGAAUCCAAAAGUUUCAUUUUCCAAUGAUUUGCAAACUAGUUAUGUUGAAUCUUUGUCCUUCGCAUUUCAAAAUCUAUUUCAUAUGCCAUUCGAUAUUAUUGAAAAUUAUGGAAACACAAUACACACUUUAGAUAUUAGUCAUAAUAAAUUCUGUAGAAAUUUACAAUUUCUAUCGGAGUUUGAAAACCUUACGUCUCUCAAUUUGGAUUAUAAUAAUAUAGAUGACUUUACGGUUUUCCCAUAUAUGCCGAAACUUCAAUUAUUAUGGAUUAAUCAUAAUAAGAUAGAUCAAUUAUAUCCAUUUAUUAAGAAUCUCUAUGAGAGUAUGCCUAAUUUGAAAUAUUUGAGUCUUAUGGGAAAUAAGGCUGCGCCUAGUUAUCUCAAUGGUGGAACAUUCUAUGAUUACCUACAGUAUAGAUUGUUUAUCAUAUCAUGGUUUCCACAUCUUGUACAUUUGGAUGAUCGAACAAUUACUGUUGAACAAUAUGAAGAAGCUAAAAGACUGUUUAAGAGGCCAUUUUUAGAAAGUUUAUCUGAGAAUGCUCCAUUACCAGACUGUCUUAAGUAUUUGCAUAAAAAAUUAGCAAAUAUGUUUUUUAAGCCAAUCUUGCCUAAUAAACAACAAAGUAGGGGUACGAAUUUUGUUAUUUGAAAGAUUUGUAAGUGAAAUGAAGGUAUGAGAGCAGCUCUAGAGAAUUUAUAAUGUUUUUAAAGACAUAAUAAGUAUAUAAAAAUUCUCUUAGACUUUUAAAACAACCAAUAACUGCCUUACAAUUGAUAUCAUAUAUAGUAAUUAUUAUUGUAUUAUUUCUAAGUAAAUAUAUAGAAGAAUUAAGGAUUUUAGAUAUGUUAUGAAUAACAUUACCUUUGUCCUAACUUAUUUGUUACAUGCAAAUGUUUAUGCAAAUAUGACAACUAUUUUGGGACAAAUAGUAGAAAAUUGGGACAAAUAGACAAAAAAUACUAUUUACAAUACAUCAUGGAAAUACAAUUUGUUUAUCACGGUUAUAGUUUAAAAAUUAACAAAAUCUAAUUAACUAAUAGCAAUAAUUUAUAUUGAAAUAUUUUGUUAUUUGUUAUAUAAUGUAAUCUAUUAUGUUCUUAUUCUCCUUUUAUACCUAAUUGCUUCAUUUUUAUAUAUAGUUUUAUGAAUAACCUGUUAUUUUUAAAUUAUCAUU